Microthlaspi erraticum is the source of this 1077-nucleotide messenger RNA. NCBI's taxonomy places the organism in Eukaryota, Viridiplantae, Streptophyta, Magnoliopsida, Brassicales, Brassicaceae. The record is from the annotation of a GenBank genome assembly.
AUGCCUACAACGUUAACAGAUGUCUUUAGAGGCCAUCCCAUUCACCUCCCACACUCUCACCAACCUGACUUCACAUCCCUCCGUGAGCUCCCGGAUUCUUACACGUGGACCCCCAAAGACGAUCUCCUCUUCGCCGCCGCUCCUUCCCCUCCGGCCACCGGUGAAAACAUUCCUCUCAUCGACCUCAACCACCCCGACGCGGCCAGCCAAAUCGGCAGUGCAUGUAGAACUUGGGGUGCGUUCCAGAUCGCAAACCAUGGCGUGCCUUUGGAACUUCUCCAAGGCAUCGAGUUUCUCACCGGUAGUCUUUUCCGGCUACCUGUCAAACGCAAGCUUAAGGCGGCUCGGUCGGAGACAGGUGUCUCCGGCUACGGCGUCGCUCGUAUCUCAUCUUUCUUCAAUAAGCAAAUGUGGUCCGAAGGUUUCACCAUCACCGGUUCCCCACUCAACGAUUUCCGUAAACUUUGGCCCCAACUUCACCUCAACUACUGCGACCUCGUUGAAGAGUACGAGGAACAAAUGCAAAAGUUGGCAUCGAAGUUGAUGUGGUUAGCACUAAACUCACUUGGCGUUAGCGAAGAAGACAUUAAAUGGGCCAGUGUCAAUUCAGAUUUAAACUGGGCCCAGUCUGCUCUCCAGCUAAAUCACUACCCGGUUUGUCCUGAACCGGACCGGGCUAUGGGUCUAGCCGCCCAUACCGACUCUACUCUCCUAACCAUUCUCUACCAGAACAAUACCGCCGGUCUACAACUAUUUCGUGAUGAUCUUGGUUGGGUCACCGUGCCGCCGGUUCCAGGCUCGCUCGUGGUCAACGUUGGUGACCUCUUCCACAUCCUAUCCAACGGAUUGUUUAAAAGCGUGCUUCACCGCGCUCGAGUAAACCAAACCAAAUCCCGGUUAUCUGUGGCUUUCCUUUGGGGUCCACUGUCUGAUAUCAAGAUUUCACCUGUACCAAAGCUGGUUAGUCCUGUUGAGUCGCCUCUAUACCAAUCGGUCACAUGGAAAGAGUAUCUUCGAACAAAAGCAGUUCACUUCAAUAAAGCUCUGUCAAUGAUUAGAAAUCACGUAGAAGAAUAA